Eimeria acervulina is the source of this 11124-nucleotide messenger RNA. RefSeq names its product Chloroquine resistance marker protein, related, related. The transcript has 12 exons. Bases 1 to 11124 code for a protein of 3707 amino acids. NCBI's taxonomy places the organism in Eukaryota, Apicomplexa, Conoidasida, Eucoccidiorida, Eimeriidae. The record is from RefSeq and is a predicted model, not a curated record.
AUGGAGCCGAACGGCAACGAGCCUGCAGCAACAGCAGCAGCUGCAGCAGCAGCAGCAGCUGCUGCUGCUGCUCCAGCUGCGCCUACUGCUGCUGUCCCGGCUUCUGCUUUUCUGCUACAGCGACAGCCCGUCCUGUCAGCUGCAGCGCAGCAGGCAGCAGCAGCAGCUGCUGCUGCCGCCGCAGCAGCUGCCGCUGCUGCACCUCCUCCAGCGGGUCAAGAGUUUUGCGUGCAGCAAGGGCAGCAGCAGCUGCCUAGACAGCAGCAGCAAACUGAUAAUGAAUCGCAGCAACAGCAGCAGCAGCACGAUCUACUGCUCCACAUGCAUACGCGCUUGCAGCAGCAGCAACAACAGCAGCAACAGCAGCAACAGCAGGGGGGGAUGCAGGAGCGCGACAGCACCCGUACAGACGAGCUGCUGCAGCAGCAACAGUUGAAGCAGCAGCUGCUGCAGCAGCAGUUAAUUAAACAGCAGCAGCUGCUGCAGCUACGCCAGCAGCAGCUCCUGCAGCAGCAACUCCCGAAUCAGCAACUCUUGCAGCAGCAGCUCCCGCAGCAGCAGUUGCUGCAGCAAGCACUGGAGCACCAACAGCAGCAGCAGCAGCUACUGCAGCAGUUGAAAGAGCAGCAGCAAACGAGGCAGCAUCAAGCAAAUGCCGACGCACACAGUCAGCAGCAGUUGCUGCUGCGUUUGCAGCGGCAGCUGCUGCUGCAGACGCAGCAGCAGCAGCAACAGCAGAAGCAGCAGCAGCAGGCGCAGCAGCAGCUGCUGCCGCCGCAACAACAGCAGCCAGAACACCGCAGUACGACCUUCCCCCUAACACUUGAGCAGCAGCAGCUCGCUCAGCAGAUGCAGCUGCAGCAGCAGAUGCAACUGCAGCAGCAGCUGCAGCAGCAGCUACAGCAGCAGCUGCAGCAGCAGCUGCAGAAACAGCUGCAGGAGCAACUUCAGCAACAGGGUGCGCAGCAGACGCUUGCAGCGUCACAGCAGAAGCAACAGCAGCAGCAGCCAGAGCAGCAGCAGUCGCAACUCCAGCAGCAGCAUGAGCAGCUUCAGCAGCAGCCGAUGCAGCAAGACGAACAACAUUUGCAGCAGCAGCAGCACAAGGAGCAGCAGGAGGCGCCGCUGCAGCACGUGCUGCAGCAGCGGGUGCUGCAGCAGCGACAGGAGCAGCAAGAGCAGCCGCAACUGCUGCAGCAGGAGCAACAGAAGCAGCACCAGCAGGGAGAGCAGUCUUUGCAGCAGAAGCUACAGCAACAGUUGCUGCUGCAACAACAGCAGCAGCAGCUACUUACGCUGAGUUCAAGCCCACUUGUACAGGCGGGGCAGCAGCAGCAGCAGCAGCAAGAGCAACAGCCGUUGGAAUGCCUUCAAACAGCCACCGCCCCAGCAGCAGGAGCAGCAUCUUUGUCUGCAGCAGCAGCAGCAGUAGCAGCAGCUGCUGCUGCUGCUUCGGAGAGAGGAGCAGCAGCUUCGUCGUUGCCAGCCGCUUUGGUGCACACAAAAGAAGAAGUAACGGCCGCAGACUCUGCAGGCGCGCCUGCAGCAGCAGCUGCAGCGGCAGCAGCAACAGCAGCACCAGCAGCAGAAGCCACAACAAUAGCAGCAACAGCAGCAGCAGCACCUGCUGGCACCCCCCCGUUAUCUGUUCGCAUGGAGGAGGACAGCGGCGAGACGGCGAGCGGGUUGUGCGGUGUCGGUGCAGCAGCAGCAGCAGCCAGCAGCAGCAGCAGCAGCAACAGCAGCAGCAGCAGCAGCAGCAGCAGUUUGCAGUGGGCUAAGUAUGGUGAGAAUCAUGCAGCAGAGGCUGCAGUGCCUCUCUCUUAUCUAUGGCCGUCCGCAGACGGUAUUUUGUGCGGCUAUGCUGCAGAUUUUCUUCUUUAUAACAAAACAGCAGAGCGCCUUCUUCCCCCAGAUGCACUCGAGGAACAGGAGGAACCUGGUGAAGUUGUGCUGUAUGCAAAACUCGUGAACGUCGCCCUCGUGCACUCACCGCAGGCGUUGAUUGCAUGCGGCCACCCGGUUGCUGCUGAGGUGUACCCGCAGCUCUUCGCCCGCAGCAACAAACAGCAGCAGCAGCAGCAGCACCCCAGAGGCCGCAAGGCACUCAAAUCCCAGCAGCAGCAGCAACAGCAGCAGCUCGCAGACGGCAGCUCCAUUGCUUGCUACGGACAGCCCGUAACUGGACUGCAGCAGCAGCAGCAGCAGCAGCAGGGAUCGUUAGGCGCAGCAGAGGACGGCAGUUCGUGUGCAUUUGCUACUGAGGCCCAAACAGAGAAGGCAGCAGCAGCAGCAGCAGCUGCUGCUGCUGCUGCUGCUACGCUGCCUACUUGUCCUGUUAAGCUGGCGAAGAGUUUGAAGGCGUUUUCUGUGCGGAUUGACCUGCGCGAUUGGCGUAUAAGCUACGGGUGCAGCCCCGACAGCAUCCCAGCUCUGUGGUGCAGCAGCACCUCCGGCCGCUGCUACCGCCUAGAGAGACCAGCAGGGCGUUAUGUGUCUCUGUUCGCUUCUUUUAAGAAGCGUUUUGAAGUUGCAGCGCGCGUAGUGCCGCAGCUGUACGUACACCCUAACUCCACCUUCGAGGAGCUCUGCACGCUCCUAACUGCAGCAGAAACCGCCAAACAGAGGGUCCAGCAGCAACAGGAGCAGCAGCAGCAGCAGGAGCAGCAGCAGCAGGAGCAGCAGCAGCACAACGGACUGCAGCAACAGACAGAUCCUACCAUAUCUGCCUCGGCAGACGCUCUCACAGAGACAGAAUCUAGCAGCAACCUCAGAGAACCUGCUGCUGCAGCAGCAGCACCGGCAGCAAAUGGUGGCGCAGCAGCAACUGCAACUUCGUCGCAGCAAGAUGACGACAUGCCAGAAAGCCCCCAACAGCAGGAACAGCAGCAGCAACAGCAGCAGCUUCAGCAGCAGCAUCUGUUGCCACAGGUGAUGCAGCAGGAGCAGCCAACGUCUCCAGCAAGAAGCAGCGGUGGUCGAGGGGGGAGCCGCAACGGUUCGCGCGGCAGUCGGCAGCAGCAGCAGCAGGAGCAGCAGGACCCCACUUUGCUCUCUCAGCAGCAGCAGCAGCAGCAGGAUCCGAAUCUGGUGUUUGCACAGGCGAAGCUGAUAUCAGCGCUGCCUACACGAAAGGGCCGGGGGCUGCAGCUGCUGUCGCUUGCAGAUCCUGAAGGCACAGGGGUGCUGCUGCUAGCAGAUGGCAGCACGAGCCCUCGCUGCUGCUGGGGUGCAGCGUUUGCUGUUGCUGGAUGUACAGAGGAAUAUAUUGUCUCCAUCGCUCGCUUCCUUCUUACUCAGAUUGCUGCAUUCGAAGCAACUCUCAACAGCAGCAGCAGCAGCAGCAGCAGCAGCAGCUUGCUUCAUGGCCCCUUCUGCCAAACCCUUAUCAAAAAAGCGGCAGCAGCAAAUGUGUACAUCCCGCCGCUUGAGUUUUUGCUCGCUCCAGAGCCAGCAGCAUUUCAGGAGGAUGUGGGGCGCAGGCAGCAAGACCAGCAGCAGCAGCAACUGCUGCUUCUGCAGCAGCAGCAGCAGCAAACCCAGGAAUCAGACUUGCCGCUUGGGCCGCUGCUGCAGCAACCAGCAGCAGCGGCAGCAAAAGGAAUUGCGGCUGGAGGGAGGCCCGCGAAGCGCUGCAGACGCCAGCGCGGCGACAGCCAGAACCCCGAAGCAACAGUGACAGCUGCAGCAGCAGCAACAGCAGCAGGAGCAGCUGCUGCUGUUGCUGCUACUGCUCCAACUCCACGCCACGGAAGCGUCACGCCGGGCCUAAUGGACUUCGACUCGCAGCAGGGAUGCAGGGAUGCUGCAGCAGCAGCACUAAACAUGCGCAAGGCAGCAGCGCAGCUGCAGCUACAGCUGCAGCCGCAGCUGCAGCAGCAGCAGCAGCAACAGCAGCAAGCGGAUGAGGCGGAGGCAGCUGUGGAACCAAAAGACGAACUGCUGAUCGAUCCCUUCGAGGAUACCACGUGCCAGCGGAGGCCGCUGCCUCUUUCUUUGCUGCAGCUGUACAGACACCCGGAGCUUCUGGAGCUACAGGAUUUCAUGCGGGUUUUCGCUGAGUAUUUGCAGCUGCUGCCGCCUUCAAUUGAUGUCCUCGAAGCAGCGGUGCUGCGCCCUGCCUCCGCUGUCUCUGCGCCAGUUGCUGCUGCUGCUGCGCCUGCUGCUGCUGCUAGUGAUACUACAGGGCACAGCUGGAAGAGCGACGAAUUGCGCCUGGGCGCGCGCAUCUAUCGACUCCCAGAGCUGGAGUGCCUGCAGGACCAGCAGCAUCAGCAGCAGCAACAGCAACAGCAACAGGAACCGGAACAGCAACCGGAGCAGCAGCAGAAGUUUGGACCCACAGGUGACACAUUUGAGGCCGAAAGCGCCGCGAUGUUAGAAGACACGUUGAGCAGUGAGGGGGCAGCUGCAGCAAAGGCAGCGGAUGCAGCAGCAGCAGCAGUACCAGCACCGGCGACAGGGGUAGAUGAUGCAACAGCACCAGCAGGGGCACUUGCUGCUGCAGCAGCGGAGGCAGGAGCAACAGAGACAGCAGCAAGUCGGGGCAGUGGAGGAGAGGAGAGCGGGGCAGAAUCCUGCGGCGAAGCAGCAGCAGCAGCGACAGCAGCCGCAGCAGCAACAGCAGCGGCGAAGACCACAGAGGCAACAAAAGAAUGUGAGAAAGAGGAGGCGUCUUGUUCCUCCGAGGAUGAGGAGGGCCAAGAGAGGAGCGAGGCAGCAGCAGCGGAGGCUGCAGCAGCAGCAGCAGCAGCAGAAGCAGCAGCAGCAGCAGCAGCAGUGGCAGCUCAAGACCCGAACGUCUCCGCAACCUGCGCGCAGCAGCUGCCGUUUUUCCUUGGGGAUGCUUUGCUGCUGCGGCUGCUGCAGCUGGGGGUGCUUCAGCUGUCUGAUGCCUUGCCCCGCGUAGCAGCAGCAAGCGGCAGCAGCAGCAGCAGCGCAGCAGCAGCAGCAGCGGAUCCUCUGACUCCCGAAGAGAGUCAGGUUUCGGCUGCUCUUUGGAUAGGCGUCGAUGCUGGAGUCGGGGUGCAGCAGCAGCAGAUACACCUCAGGAGACAGCGCAGACAGCAGAGGCCUCUGGGGCAAGACGGCGCAAACAACUGCACCACAAGCAGCAGCAGCACACGCAGCAGCAGUGAUUGCGAUCCGGCAAAGUCGGCUGCUGCUCCUGCUGCUUGUGCUGCAGCAGCGGCGGCCUUUUAUGCGUGUAUGGCAGGAGAGAGGCCAACUGAGCUGCAGCAGCUGCGCCGUCUAACACCGCAGGAGCACUUGCAGCUACAGCAACAGCAGCUGCUACUGCAGCAGCAGCAGGCGCACCAGCAGCUGCUGGUGCUGCCGUGCAGAGCUCUACGUGCUCUCGAUGGCCUUCCCUUAGAUUUGCGGCUGCUUGACCCCUUAACAGCACCGUUGCUGCUGAAGCGGCUGCUGUUCGAGUGUAUGUACACCCCAGUUAGGAAGUAUAUCGCUCCCCCUAAACUCUCCCAGGCAACUGUUGCUCAUCCAGCAGCAGCGCCAGCAGCAACCGCAGCAGCAACAGCAGCACCAGAGGCGCCUGAUGCUGAUGCUGCUGCUGCUGCUGCGAGCAUGGACGGGUUGCAGAAUGGCGUGCCUGCUGAGCAGCAGCAGCAGCAGCCAGGUGGAGGAGAGCCAGCGCAGCUUUCUGAGGAGCCUUUAGCGUUGGGAGGGGCACCGCUUCCUGCAAAGAAGGAACAGCAGGAGCUGCAGCAGCCACAGGGACAGCAGCAGCAGCAGGAGCAGCAAGAUGAGCAGGAGUUAGCAGCAGCAGAGGCCGUGGGGUCGUACUCCCUCGAGAAGGGUACAGUUAAACAAGAGGAAGUAGCUGCUGCAGCAAGCGAGGCUGCUGCGGACGUUUCUGCAGCAGCAACAACUGCUGCAGAAGCAGCAACUGCUGCAGCAGCAGAAGCUGCUGCAGCAGCAGCAACUGCUGCGGCAGGCGUAACUGUGGACUCUGGUGGAGGGAGUGAUGUUGGUGCAGCACCCGCAGCAGCGCCCGUCGCUCCAAACGGGGUUAGCGACGAUAACCAGUCGCCAGCAGCAGAACCAGCAGCAGCAGAAGUAGCAGCAGCAGAAGCAGUAGCAGCAGAAGGAGCAGCAGCGGGAGGGGCAGCAACAGCCGCUCAACUUCCGGAGGCCGGCGACGCGGUUUCCUCUGUGCUAGCAGACGCUCCGAUGCUGCUGCAGCAGGAGGCACAAACGGCAGCAGACGCAGCAGCAGCAGAAACAGCAGACGCAGCAGCAAUGGAUGUAGAGGAGCCCCCGGGCGGCAGCAGCAGCAACAACAGCAAUAGCCAUAGCAACAGCAACAGAAGCAACAACAGCAGCAGCAGCAGCAACCCCGAGGUCGCGGGGGAGGACGAUGCUUCUGAGGGAAGCAGCAUAGAGGGCGAUCAUGAAGAGGAAGAGGAACAGACAGCAGCUGCAGCAGCAGCAGCAGCAGAAGGAGGCAUCCCUGCUGUGGAGUGGGCCUUCGACUUGAGCCGCUCCGAUAUUUGCGGUGUUGAGGCGUCAACUGUGGACAAACUGCUGCUGGCCCUACAUGCACUGAGGCACGCUGCUGCUGCUGCUGCUGUUGCCUUUACUGGCAUUGCUGCUGUUGCCUUUGCCGCUGCUGCACCUGUUGCACUUGGUAGAGUUGCUUUUGCUGGUGGUGCUGCUGCAGCCUUUGCUCCUGGUGCUGCUGCUGAUGAGCUGAGUGACAACACCAGACGCAGCAGCUUCUGGCUGCUUCCGCGGGAGCUGCGUUGCUUCGUGUUGCAGCAGCUGCAGCGGGUUGUAUCAGACAACUGGCAAGGCAAGUUUGCCAUAGAUGCGAAGCUGGAAGCGCUGGGGCGUGCACGGGUUAACGUGCUGAGGCUUAAAGCAGCAGCAGCAGGUGCUGCUGAAGACGAAUACCUCGCUCCCCCUGGUGCUGCUGCUGCUUCUGCUGCUGCAGACUCCAGGACAGAAAAGGAUGGAGAAGACAAACCCGUAGCUGAAGAGGGGGAAGGAGCAGCAACAGCAGCAAACAAGGAGUUGUCGUCUGCUGCAGCAGCAGCAAUAAAGGACGAAGGCGAGGAGGCGUCUUUCGCUGGAGCAGCAGCAGCAGCUGGAGGAGGAGGAGGAGGGACAGCAGCAGCAGCAGCCGGUGGAGGACGCUCUCAGCGAAGGAAGCCAAUGGGGAGAGUUUCAAAUGCAGAGGCAGAGAGGCUGCAGAGUUGUUUUGUGCUUCGUGCUGAAAUGUUAGGUGAAGACAGAUUUCUUAAUCGUUAUUUUGCAUGCAUGGGGCCCCACGGCGAGGCUUCUCGGGUGUACGUGGAGACCUGCUGCCAGCCAUCUCCCCUCCGGUUGCUGCUGCAGAGAGCGGCAGCAGCUGCUGCUGCCGAAGCGGAAGCAGCAGCAGCACCAUCCGAUGCUGCAGCAAACGGAGAGCACCAGAGAAGCACCUGCUGCAGCGACGCCAAAAUAGAAGUGGAGACUCCGGCAACCUCGGAAAGGCAAAAGCGCACUGCAGACAUUAUCAGCAGCAGCAGCAGCAGCAGCCUCGACAGUGAAGCAUGUAACGGUGGGGUGAGCAGCAGCAGCAUACGUAGCAGUGGCACCGACCAGAGCAACGGUAGCACGAGCAACGACUCCAUCACCAGCAGCAACAGCAGCGACAGCGGCAGCAGCAGCAACAACAACAGCAAUGGUAAUAGCAGCAGUAGCAGCAGCAGCAGUGGGGGGUGCUUGAGGGUGUUUCCUCCAUCAGGGGACUCAGCUGCUCUCUUCAGCUGCUGCAAACUGUCGGCGUGGCCGGUGCGGCGGAGGCCUGUGCGGGUGGAGUCGUUGGCAGCUUUCCUGCAGCUUCUGCAGCAGCAGCAGCAGCAGCGCAGUAUCUGUUGCUUCGUGCCUUCAAACAUUGCUGCUCUCCGUAGCCUCAGGGAGGCGUUGUCUCCUGGAUUGAAGAGAGAGAGAGGACUCAAACUCAACUUAGGUCGCGUGCUAGACACGCUGGAGACGGACCAGCAGCUCUCCCCUACAGACACUGCUGCUAUUAUUCCGCCAUCGUCUCUUGCUGCUGCAGUUUGGUUGGCUUGCAAGCAGCUGCAUGCCCUUAAUUCCUCCCUGUUGCCGCGCUGCUACCCUCUCCUCUGGCAGCAGCAGCAGCAGCAGCAGAUGUCUCCGUGCAUGGCUUUCGCUGGGGCGUUGGCGGUGCUGACGCGAGCUGCAGUGUGCUGCUGCCCCUUCUGGGGAGAAGGACCUUCCUGCUACCAGCAGGAGCUGUCUGCAGAAACAACAGCAGCGGCAGCAGCAGCUAAGCUCAGGAGGCAGCAUCGCAGGCUGUGGAUGGAACAGACUCUCUUCUUGGCCGUGCUGGUACAGCUGCUGCUCUACGUGGAGGCGUUAGUAGAGGCGGCGGGGUCGGUGCAUGCAGAGAGUUGGGUGUAUAGACGUCAUAUCUGGCAGCAGGAGCUGCAGCAGCUGUCGUUGCAGCUGCCUGUCCUCCUGCCUACCCCAGGGCAGCAGCAAGACUUGCCGCCAGAGGCUUUGAACCCUGCUGCUGCUGCUGCUGCUGAGGCGUCGGAGGAGUGCCCAGCAGCAACAGCAGCAGCACAUCCAAAAACGGGCGGGGUGCGGAGACACCCGAGGCUGCUGCAUGAAGAUUUAGAAGCAGCACUGACGCUCAAACGCUGCAGCGACACAGCACACAGGAUGGGGGAGGAUCCUGAAGAUGGCCUCGCUGCUGCUGCUGCUGCCGCUGCUGCUUGCGGCGCCGCUGGUGACGGGGAAGAGGUUGCUGCAGGAGUAGCGGCAGACAAUCCUGCUGCUGACGUUGGUGAUUCUGCUGCUUGUGUUGCUGCUUCUGCUGGAGAUGCAGCAGAUCAGAUGGAGGCCUUGCCGCCUGUGGCUGGUCUCUGUUCGGUCUCUCGAGACAGCAUCGAUGCUGCAGUUGCUGCUGCUGCUGCUGCUGGCGACGCGGCGGCCGCAGCAGCAGCAGCAGCAGCAGCAGCUGGCGAAGACCCCGAGGAAGCAGCAGCAGCAAGCCGUUUUGCUUCGCUGCUACGGUGUAUGUGCUGCGGGUUUGGCUGGGCGGAACAGGCAGUGCUACAGCUGCUAGAAGCCACAUAUGACUUUCUGUUCACCUCUGGAGUAGCCGCCUCAGCCGGCAGCAGCAGCGGCAGCAGCAGCAGCAGCAGCAGCAGCAGUUCAUUUGAGGAGCAGCAGUGGCAAGAGGUGCGUCGCCGCCUUGACUUGCUGCAGGUGUGGGGCCUCUACUUGAAUGUAUGGAAGGCAACAGGCAUCAGCUGCCAGCGACUUACAGACCUUUACGCUCCCAUAUCCAGAGAUGCCUUCGAGCAGCUGUUGGCGUCGGACGAGCAGCGGCAGGAAAUUCCACGGGAAGGCGAGCGUCUCUUCUUUUUCAGGAAGGGACACACGGAACUAGUAGAGACCCUGAGACAGGAACAGGCAGCAGGCUCCUGCAGCUACGAACAGACUUGCUGCAGUUUGCGUGCACCUGAGACGUUGGGGUGGAUUGAAGAGCUGUACGUACACUCCAUUGAGUUCUUUGGGGGCUUCUCAGGCUUGUUGCCCCCGGCGCUGCAGGUUCAGCCUCCCCUCGCAUCGGCAGCAGCGGCAGCAGCAGCAGCUGCAGCUGCUGCGGCUACUGCUGCGGGGUCCCCUGCUGCCACUAAUGCUGCUGCUGCUGCUGCUGCACUACAGCACAACGCGCUCCAGGCGAUGCCUGGGGGCUGCGCUGAGGCAGCAGACUUUGGUUUAGUUCCUUCCCUUUUUUCUUUUUCUCUUGAAGAAGACCCCGUUGUCCUAGGACUCGUCAAACCGCCCUCAGCACAGCAGCAGCAGCAACUGCAGCAGCAAGCAGCACUGGCUACUGCAACGAAUGCUGGGGAACCUGCGGCUGCUGAGCGGUCGACGCUGCAGCUUGAGGGCUCGCAGUGCCCAGAUGCAACAGCAGCAGCAGCAGCAGCAACAGCAGCAGCUACUGCUGCAGCAGCUGCUACUGCUGCAGCAGCAGCAACUCCACCCGCCGCUUCCAGCCCGGGAGGGGCGUCAACUCCAGCUGCCUGGCGCAGCAGAAGCCGAGCUGAGCUGCAUGCGCCUGAGGGACUCGUCUCGAAGGCAUUUGAAGAUUUUCUGCUGCAGGCUGAUCCGCUGCGGCUGGCCGAGAAGAGUGGUACUGCUGCCCAGGUGUAUCUGCAGCAGCAGCUGCAGCUGCAGCAGCUGCUGCAGCAGCAGCAACAGCUUACUCAGCAGGCGCCUGAUGCUGUUGGGGCAGGAGUUCUUGAUGCGUCUCUUUGCCCACACUAUCGUCUUGUCUGUUCUGUAGCAACUCGAAGGCAUGAAGCAGCAGCAGAUGCUGUCGUUGAGGGCCUGGAGGGUCUUGCUGCUGCUGCUGCAGUUGCUGCCAGCGAAGGCCGGGUAACGCGACAUUCCUCACGAUUCGGUAGGGCCUUCCCCGGGGGUGGCAGCAGCAAACCAACAGCAGGAGCAGCAGCAGCACCAGCAGGAGACACACAGCAACAGCAGCAGCGGCAGGCUGAUGUCCUCAGCGGAGCAGACGGGUGUGUUUCUGGCAACGCAGAGUGUGCUUCAACAACAGCAGCAGCAGCAGAGGAAGUAAAUGAACUUCCAGUAGCUGCUAGGGGGAAGCAGCAGAAACUGCGGUUUGUCGUUUUGAGUAUCCCGCUGCUGCCCAAGGGCCGUACAUUUGUCAUCCGGUGCAGCAAAGUGUUGCAGGCGUUGGAGGUAGGCUGGGCCCCUGGCAUGCGUUUCCGCAUGCAGCUGGGCUGCUGCGCUGCUGCUGCUGCUGCUGCUGCUGCUGCAGUGCCCCUGCCGCCUGUACCGCGCGGCCUCGGGUUCGCACCAUUGGAUGUGGCGCUGCAGCAGCAACAGCAGCAGCAACAACAGCAGCGGCUGUCUGGCAUUAUCCGCAGAAUCGAUGCCACAGCUGCUGGCGUGUGGGGCGGGGUAUUUGUUGAAUGGGAAGAGAGACGGGUUGCGCGGCCCGGCGAAGCAGCAGCAGCAGCUGCAGCAGCAGCAGCUGCUGCUGCAGGCGGAAACACGUGUGUCUGUCUUUGGGAACUGGAGCCUCUGAAACGCCUCAAAAGGGCUGGUCAACUGUAG